AUGAUUCUUAGAUUUAAAUCUAGAGAUGGGAUGCACCGCGUUGAGUGCGUGGAAGCAGAAAAGUUCGGCCAAAUUUUGGAGAAGCUGCUCCCCAGACUUAGCCCGAACGUUGAUGUGAAUACUUUGAAGAUUGGCUUGCAGCCGACGGAAAUGGUAGCAGCCCGCAGUGUCCAUGAUAAAAGCGUGGCAGAACUGGGUUUUAAGCACGGAACGCUUGUUACUGUGACCUAUGAAGUGAAAGAGCAAGAACAAGCUCCACUUGGAGACAAGACAGAUUUGCCACAGGCUACUGUGAAAAUCACACCAGUAAAGGUUGCAGGUCCUCUAGAAGUUGAAGAGCUGCCUGUAGAUGACCUGCUGGAGAAAUUGGAUGGACUUAUACCCAGGAAGCGCUCUUAUUUAUGCAAGCAUGGCGAUAGAGGGAUGUGCGAGUAUUGCAGCCCUUUGCCACCCUGGGACCGUGAACAUCAAAAGGAGAAGAACAUUAAGCACAUUUCAUUCCACUCGCAUUUGAAGCAACUUAGUGAGCAAACCAACAAAAAAUCCAGCGGAGGCUCUUAUAUACCGCCACUUUCACAGCCAGACUUCCGGAUAAACAAGAAUUGUUCUGGUGGGCAUGAACCUUGGCCUCGUGGUAUUUGCUCCAAGUGCCAACCUUCUGCUAUCACCCUCAAACAACAGGAUUUCAGAAUGGUGGACCACGUAGAGUUCCAAAAAAGUGAACUUAUUAACAGUUUCAUAGAUAGCUGGAGAAAUACUGGCACGCAGCGUUUUGGAUAUAUCUAUGGUAACUACGCUGCAUACGAUGCAACACCGCUAGGAAUAAUUGCAAAAGCCGAAGCCAUUUACGAGCCCCCUCAACAUGACGAGCAAGACGGAUUGACAAUGGAUGUGGAAAUGGUAAGAAAGGAAAUGCAGAAUGUAGAUGAACUUGCUAAGCAAAUGGGUCUCAUACGUAUAGGAAUGAUCUUUACAGAUUUGACCGAUGCUGGAAAUGGAGACGGUUCAGUAUUUUGCAAGCGUCACAAAGACUCAUUUUUUCUGUCAUCGUUAGAAGUCAUAAUGGCUGCCGACCACCAACUAAAGCAUCCUAAUGUUUCCAGGUUUAGCGAGCAAGGCGUUUUCUCUUCCAAGUUCGUGACCUGUGUCGUCUCAGGGAAUGUCAAGGGGGAGAUUGACAUUUCUACGUAUCAAGUUUCCACGGAUGCUGAAGCCUUGGUUCAGGCAGAUAUGAUAACUGCGUCAACUCAUCCAUCUAUGUCAUAUAUCAACGAGACGAACAAGGACCGGUAUGUCCCGGAGCUUUUUUACAUGCGAACCAACGAAUAUGGGCUUCUCGUCAAAGAGAACGCCAAACCUGCAUUCCCCGUCGAUUAUCUGCUAGUGUCAUUGACGCACGGCUUCCCAACUGAAGAAGCUCCUUCACGGCCCAUGUUUGCCAGCGCUACCGGAUUUCCUUGGACAAAUCGGCAGAUCUUGGGGCAAUCUCAAGACUACAUGCAACUGAAGAAGUAUCUAUUUGAGGCUGCUACAUCAGGAGAUUUUGAGCUUUUGCAAAAAAAACUCUCGAACUUUCACUUGUUGUUGUAUAUUAACUCGCUACAGAUACUGAGUCCUAAAGAAUGGCAGCUAAUAUGCUCAGCCAUAAAAACUGGGGAUCAAAGCUCUCUGUAUCAGCUUGUUGACUCGCCGGAAUGGCAAACAUUAAUUAUGAUUCUUCAAGAGUCCGUCUAG
This is a messenger RNA of Lachancea nothofagi CBS 11611, 1734 nucleotides long. The record is from the annotation of a GenBank genome assembly. NCBI's taxonomy places the organism in Eukaryota, Fungi, Ascomycota, Saccharomycetes, Saccharomycetales, Saccharomycetaceae.